ACCUGUAGUCAAAAUGGCGACAUAUUUAGAGAGCAUGCAAACUUAUUUUAAAAACAAUGGAAAAACACGUGAAUUUUCAGCGCAUUCAUCAAAGGUUCAUUCCGUUGCAUGGAACUGUGAAGGACGAAAACUGGCAUCCGGGUCUUACGAUAAAUCAGUCAAUGUGUUUCAUCUAGAUCGGGAUAGAUUGUCAAAAGAUGUGACAUUCAGAGGGCACAGUGACAGUGUAGACCAGCUCUGCUGGCAUCCAAAGCACCCAGAUCAGCUUGUAACAGCCAGCGGGGAUAAAACAAUUCGUCUGUGGGAUGCCAGAGCAAACAAAUCUAUUGCUACUGUGAAUACAAAAGGUGAAAACAUUAACAUCUGCUGGUCACCAGAUGGCAGCACCAUAGCAGUAGGGAACAAGGACGAUCUCAUAACGUUCAUCGACGCCAAGACCCACCGGUCUCGCCUAGAUCAGCAGUACCACUUCGAAGUGAAUGAGAUCUCCUGGAACAGAGAUGGGGACUUGUUCUUCAUGACCAGUGGCCAGGGGUGUAUCCAUGUUCUAAGUUACCCAGAUCUGAAGUCCCAGGUGGUUUUGAAUGCCCACCCGGCCAACUGCAUAUGUAUAGAGGUGGACCCCAAAGGGAACUACUUUGCUACUGGAAGUGCCGACGCCCUAGUCAGCAUCUGGGACAUUCGGGAACUGGCCUGUCUAAGGACCAUUUCAAGACUUGAUUGGCCAGUGCGAGCACUGAGUUUUAGUCACGAUGGAAAAAUGUUGGCCUCUGCAUCUGAAGAUCUGGUCAUAGACAUCUGUGAAGUGGAGACAGGGGAGAAAAUUUCCGAGGUUCCUGUAGAGUCGCCUACCUUUACUAUAGCCUGGAAUCCCAAGAAACAUCUACUGGCCUUUGCAUGCGACGACAAAAGUGAGCGGGACCGUGACCGAGACGCCGGGACUGUGAAGCUGUAUGGGUUACCUGGGGAACACUAGAACUUGAGAAAUUGGGCCUUUGUUGAUGGCUUUACUAGUUUAAUAUAAGAUCUGGGUUUUGCUGCAGGAUUUGAUGCAAAUGCAAAUUGGGACUGAGAAUUGUACUGGAUUGUAGGCCGAAAAGCAUUCCUGUGGUUAUCCCUUUCCCUCUGAGAGGAAAUGCAAAUGGCUAUAUGCAAUCAGCAUAAAACCAGAACAGGCUACAAGUUAUCUGCAGUUUUCUAAAGUUUCAUGUUGUUUGCUUCUCAUCAGAACCGUACAGUUGGAAAUAAAGCCUUCAAAACUUGAAUCAAGUAAGAUAGGUCUCAAACUUUCAUUUGAUGUUCUAAAGACCUACAAACAUGCCAAAGUGCGUUUCUGAGUGGUAAAGGGUUUUUGAGAAAGUACUGUAUGUUUUUUUUGAGAGGACUGAGUUUAGCACUGCAUUGGAGAGAUUAUUAACUGGCAUGGUUCAACCUUUGCUUUGAUGAUUCAUGAAAUGCUUUGUUUGGAAAGAGCUGCUAUAAGGACAAUUUACCAGGACAAAGGAGAUACUUUUUAUAGACUGCAAAUGUUAUUGGAAUGGACCACUUUAUAUUAUGUAGAAAUGAGUGGCAUAAGCUAUGUCUGCAUUUUUUUUAAACAUAAACUGUUGUCAUAUUUUGGAAUGAUACGUAGUUGUGUAAGGUUUGUUUUUUAAAAACAAGCUUAUGGUCACAUUAUAAUCUUCUCACUAUUCAAAUAAUAAAUGCAGUUUAAGAUAUUUGUGUGUCUGACAAUAUAUUUUGCAAAAUACUGCAGACAUCGAUCUCUUUUUGAAUAUUGAGUAACUGCACUUGUUAAAUACUUGGUAGUUUUCUUUAGAAUUAAGAUAUGGAUGUCAGCAAUACAUAGGUUUAGACACUUACUGUCAUUUUCUGACAUUCAUGAGUAUUGUACAAGUUCAUGAAUAUAUUUUUUGUGCAAGCUUUAGUUUUGUUUUGUUGUAAAUACAUGUAAUUAUUAUACUUGCAGUGCUUGUUUUAUUUAUUAAAGAAUGUCUGAUACACAUCUGUGAGUUAAUUACUGUGUUCAUUUACAAACUCGUUUCUCUUAGACUUAGAUAGAUCAAUUUAAUGUGGGAUAAUAACAAUUUAUGCACGGUGGUAUGCACUCUUUUGACUAUUAGGUCGUGUGUACAAACUGUACAUAUGUGAUGAUAUGCAUUUACAUGAUACUUGCUUUACCAAGAAAUAUUCUUUCUGUCCAGAGAAAAUAACAAUCACAGUUAGCAAGACAAUGGUUUAUUAACGUUUGUAAACAUAUAAGAAUACAUUAGAAUAAGAAUGCAUAUGUAUGCAUUCUAUAGAACAAUUGUAAAUUUGCUUUAAAAUAUUAGGACCCAACAAUAUAAUAUUAAGUACAAUAUAUUUGCAAGAAUUUUUUUCAAAAUACUAUGUUAAUAAAUAGGGAUAUUAAACUUUUAAAUCUUCAAUAUUACAAAAACAAAACAUUGUAAGCAUAGCAAAUGCAAAAUAUUCUUCGGGUUAUGUUGUAAUAAAUUUAUUUCUUAAUGGA
Messenger RNA from Dreissena polymorpha, 2512 nucleotides. Its product is annotated as THO complex subunit 3-like. Gene Ontology annotation, biological process: mRNA export from nucleus. Gene Ontology annotation, molecular function: protein binding. Gene Ontology annotation, cellular component: THO complex part of transcription export complex. The transcript has 6 exons. Bases 14 to 976 code for a protein of 320 amino acids. NCBI's taxonomy places the organism in Eukaryota, Metazoa, Mollusca, Bivalvia, Myida, Dreissenidae. The record is from RefSeq and is a predicted model, not a curated record.